AACAAUUCUGAAAACUACAUUUAGAAUUCAGGUUUUAGUUUAGUAAAGUUAAGUGGGGCGGACACUAUCAUAGUUGUAAUAAUUAUUAAAUAAUCUCGUUAUGAUAUCAGAUAUAUUGGUAUUACACUACUAACAAUCUGGACUUAAUAAAAAUACGUUGCUUUAUUGUAUUGUAAAAUUAGAGCAAUUAUUAAAAUAGUGUUGUGUUUGGUGCCCAUCAAAUCCAUUUAAAAAGAGAGCUAGAUAGCGAGGGUUUGAAGAUGGGUCUUCCACACAUCACAUCAUUCUGUUGGUGCCUUGGACUCGAGUCCGGCACAAAGGUCAUCGGCUACGUACACUUGAUCGCGUCGUUCUCUCUGAUGAUUCUCUGCUCGCUGUACGCGGAGAGCCUGCGAGGUCUCAUCGGCACGAUCGAUGACGCCGGUGACCACAUCUACACCAUAUGGUACAAGAUAUCCGUGGGGGUGGCGGUGUUCACGGUCGUCCAUGUGCUGCUAGCGGCUACCCUGCUGUUUGCUGUCUUUACGAGGCACACAGCCGCUCUGCGGGGAUGGGUGUGGGUGAUGAUGGUGCUGUACGUUUUCUCCCUGGUCUACGUCGUCGUUUCCAUGACCUUCGGGUUUUCAGCCAGCGGCUCCCACAUAUUCCUAUCUUUCCUCGAAGGAGUCGUAUUCUUUGGUAUCCUAGCCUACUGCAUCCUGUGCGUGAACAGUUACUACCUGAUGCUGAGGAGCGCCGAGGAUAUGGAGGGGCCGCAGAAAUCGGAGUCUUACCACAAUCGCGAUUAAUCGGACUCAACCGACAUGCUAUCUGAUUUCAUAAUUAUCCUCCGACAUAAAGUACUCGUUGCAGUGUGCAUACCGCUCGUGUUUAAAGGAUUUUUUUUUAUAACAGGUCGUAAAGUCGAUCCGUUUACUGUAACAACUUAGUUCUGCUGAUAAGAAUCGUAAAGAGACAAAUCUUGCGGGAGAUAAUGUAAAAAUAUUAUGAAAUAGUUUACAUACCAUAAAAAUAGUAUUAUUAAACAAAUAGAGAAAGUACCAAUUUGAGACGUUCAAGGCCAAAUAAGAUGCUACCCACAGCGGUAAUAGACUAAACUGGAGUUGCCAGGUGAAAAAAAAAAACAUAAAACUUUGGUACACUUAACACUAGUUAAGUAAUCGGUAAGACUUAUAUACCCGUUAUAAACAGGCAGCUCCGGCGGCCGGAGGGCGAGAGAGGUCGCUGCUGGCCUGUAGAGAAGGAGAGGGGGGAUGGUCUGUACCUCACUUGACUCACGCACAAAGCAGAUUAUAUUUUAUAAUAAUGUUAUUAAUUAAUAUACUGAUAUACUUACUCGUAGUCGAUGUUCGCCUUGAACUUAUUAAUGUCGUAAGGUCUUAUUAAUACGGUCCAAACAGACCCUAUAUGCCAUUUUAAAAUAGUGCUAGUAUUUCAGCAGCUACUCGUGUUAUUAGACUAUAUGUUUGUAUAUGCAAUUGUUAUAAUGUACUAUACGUACGAAGGCAUUUCAAAUGAUUGAUGUCCGUUGGUUCUACUCAGUGCAGUAGACGAUUUAUUUAACGUGUAUUCGUCCGUACUACCUUUACUUUGUUCCGUUGUAUAUUUAAGGUCCCGGAGUGAUGAUAUAUAAAAAUAUGUCAGUGCACGCCUCGAACACAGAGCGGGGCGUGUCGCUCUUAUUGCAUUUUAAUU
This is a messenger RNA of Vanessa atalanta (red admiral), 1695 nucleotides long. RefSeq lists its product as uncharacterized. Lineage: Eukaryota; Metazoa; Arthropoda; Insecta; Lepidoptera; Nymphalidae. The transcript has 5 exons. The record is from RefSeq and is a predicted model, not a curated record. The coding region runs from base 261 to 788 and encodes 175 amino acids.